Oryza sativa Japonica Group (Japanese rice) is the source of this 1642-nucleotide messenger RNA. RefSeq names its product probable xyloglucan endotransglucosylase/hydrolase protein 28. Lineage: Eukaryota; Viridiplantae; Streptophyta; Magnoliopsida; Poales; Poaceae. Gene Ontology annotation, cellular component: cell wall; apoplast. The record is from RefSeq and is a predicted model, not a curated record. Gene Ontology annotation, biological process: cell wall biogenesis; xyloglucan metabolic process. Gene Ontology annotation, molecular function: xyloglucan:xyloglucosyl transferase activity; hydrolase activity, hydrolyzing O-glycosyl compounds.
UCUCUCUCAUGCAAUGCAAAUGCAACCUGUCUUAUAGAGAGAGAAAGAAGAGAGAAGAGGAGAGAGAGAGGGUGCAGCAAGACUUGCAGGUGCCCAUAAAAGAGGUCACCAAUGGCAAUGGAGUGAGCUUGCUGCUGCACCUGCAUUCACACCACCAAAUGCAGAAAAGAUAAUCUCCUUUCUCUCUCUAUUAAACCCACACACACACACACACCAAGAAGGAAGGCAAGCAAGCACAGGGCAAACCAGAGCAUUGGAAAGCAAGAAGCAGAGCACAUCAAGAAGCAAGCAAAGCCAUGGCCGCCUCUCGGUGCUUCUUGCUUCUCCUGCUGCUGCUGCUAUCUCCCUUACUGGCGUCCGCUGGGGAGGAGGAGGAGGAGGCCGUGCUGGCCAUGGCGGCCAGGCUGCGGAGGCCGGCGGCGGCGUCGUUCCGGGAGGGGUACACGCAGCUGUUCGGCGACUCCAACCUCGCGCUCCAUGGCGACGGCAAGCGGGUCCGCAUCUCCCUCGAUGAGCGCACAGGCGCCGGAUUCGCGUCGCAGGAUGCGUAUCUGCAUGGCUUCUUCAGCGCCAGCAUCAAGCUGCCGCCCGAUUACGCCGCCGGUGUCGUCGUCGCCUUCUAUAUGUCGAAUGGCGAUGUGUAUGAGAAGACGCAUGAUGAGCUGGACUUUGAGUUCCUAGGGAACAUUAAGGGGAGGGAGUGGAGAGUGCAGACCAACGUGUAUGGCAAUGGCAGUACAUCGGUCGGCAGGGAGGAGAGGUAUGGCCUGUGGUUUGAUCCGACGGAGGAUUUCCAUCGUUACGCCAUUCUUUGGAGCCAUGACUGGAUCGUAUUCUACAUUGAUGAGACUCCAAUCCGGGAGGUUCAGAGGACCAAAUCCAUGGGAGUUCAGUUCCCUUCCAAACCGAUGUCGCUGUACGCCACAAUCUGGGAUGGCUCCAGCUGGGCUACCUCCGGUGGCCGGUACAAGGUGAACUACAAGUACGCCCCUUUCGUCGCAGAGUUUUCGGAACUCAUGCUCCAUGGCUGCGCUAUGGACACCUUGACCCGUGCACCGAUGUGCACACCGGACAUUGCCAACAUCCACAAUGCCGUGGCCAUGUCUGGUAGGCAGCGAUCGGCGAUGGAGAGGUUCAGGACGAAGUACAUGACUUACGGCUACUGCUAUGAUCGUCUUCGGUAUCCUACACCUCCAUCAGAGUGCAAUGUCGGCCCUGAGGCCGAGCUAUUCCUCCCCACGGGCGAGGCGAGGUCCAUCGACCGCCAUGGACGAGCUAGGCGCCACCGUCGUGGUCCAGCUGAUUCAGCAUUCUGAUCUUAGCUACAUUGUGUUGAUGUGGCAGCUAGCAUUCUGAUCAUCACAAUUGGCUCAGUGUGUGCUCACCUCCCUUAAUUUUGUGUGGCUUAUGUGAUGAUUUUGCUGAAUUUAUGUGGGUAGUGUUGUGCAUGAAUUGGUAGGCAACUUAGAUUGAUUUGCAUUUUGGUGAUGGUAGAAUUGAAUAGAGUUAGGUUAUUAAUUAUAUUGAUUAAGAUUAGCAUUUCAUUUAGGCUUGUUGAUUGUAGUCUGCUGAUUUUGUAGAACGUUUGUAUGACAAUAAUGCAUGGUGCCCAUGAUAUGAAAUGCAUAUAUAUGUAGUAGCA